Molecule: messenger RNA, 5109 nt
Organism: Hemicordylus capensis (graceful crag lizard)
Lineage: Eukaryota; Metazoa; Chordata; Lepidosauria; Squamata; Cordylidae
Gene: CCDC180
Product: coiled-coil domain containing 180
Exons: 38
Coding region: 199-5013 (1604 amino acids)
Source: RefSeq, a predicted model, not a curated record
AGAACAGCCCGAGGCCGCCCUGGGCCCGGCGGUUGCCAUGGAGACCGAGAAACGCUGGGCCCGGCCUACCUAGGCGGAGCCCGCUCUUGGCGCAGGCUGGGCUGGCCUGGCCGUGCUCAGGUUUCAAAAAGGCGUUCUCAGUUCAUCCAGGGGAAAUUCUGUUGCAAACCAAUCCAGAGCCCAGCAAUCCUCUGCAACAUGACUCUGGUGGGUGUAUCACGUAUCGUCCCCAGUGGGAAAGUCUACAGACAGAUCUUUGAUGAUGAGGUAAACCUCGUGCGGACUCUUGGGGAGACGAGGAGCAAGAUAGCCCAGCAGAAAGUUCCACCAAACGCAGGGCGCAUCCCCUUGGUUCGCGACCUGGAGACCUGCACAGGAAAUGGGUUCUUAUCGCAUCGCCAGACCAUGUGGGUUGAGAGCAUGCCCAACGACGACUUCACUGAAAACCCCGUGCUCUACAAGGAGUCUACAGCUCUGGCACUUGAAAAAGCUAAAGAAAGCAACACCGUGAUUGCUGCCCGGGAAGUCAGAGGCCUUGCUGAAGUCAUCAUUCAUGAGAAGAGAAACAGGAAUAUCAUUGAACGUAUCUCAGAGAGCAGGAAGGGCCGUCAUGAUGAAGCAGUAGCAGCCCUACGGCAGGAGUUAGCACAUGCUGGGAAGGAGAUGGAGCAAUGUAUUCUGGAGCCUGGGAUAUCCUUUCUGAGCAAGCUGGCAGAAUCUGAUAAAACCAUCGAGCGCAUUUUCUUGAGAGCUGAAAAGGACUCCGAUCUAAUUACCUACACCACACAAGACUUUGACGAGAUGUGGAACCUUAUCUGCCAGCAGUCCUUGCUAAGAAGGCAGUGGAUCAGAGAGCUGGACGAAGCCUUGCGCAAGGCAGAAGUGGAUCGAACCGAACGGAUCAAAGCCUUGCUGAAAAGAUGUACCAAGAUUCUAGAGGACAUUGCCUACUUCCUGUCCCCGGAUGUUCACAGGCUGAUACACAAUGAAGCCAUGAUGAUAAACCAAGCCCUGCUGGCCAACCGGAGAGCAAUCGCCAGGCUGUUUAUGAACCUGAUGGAGGCAGACCUGAAGCAGGAGGUCUUUCAGUGGUACCAACUGGAAGAAAGAAUAAACAUCUGGAGAGCUGUGCAAAAAGAUCAUAUAAUUUGCAGUUUCAGAGAGUUUAUGGAUAGUGAAAGAAUCCAGGACCCGAGCGCCGUGAACACAGAACUGGAGAACAUGCUGAAAGAACAACGGUCACUCAGUGAGAAGAGGGCAGAACUUCUGAAUUAUCUCGGCAAUGUAUUGCCUCUGUCACACACAAAGGCCAAGAUCAACGAAUGGUAUGAAUCUGUCGUGGCUUUAAACAAACGUAUAGAUACCCACAACGUGCAGUGCAUGAUGAGAAUCCGCCUCCAGUAUGAGAAAGUUUGCCAGGAGUGUCUGGCAAAAGUCCAGGAUUGCAAGCAAAAACUGUUGGAGAUGAAAAUCUGUACGGAGAAAGAGGCCGAGAAGGUGGUGAACCCCCAUUUCUUUCAGCUGGUUGGGAGGUUGCAGAGUCGCUUUGAACACGAGGUGGAAACGAUGGAUAAAGAUUUUGAGCACCUGGUUAAGCAUACGGAGAUCAACUGCAGCCACCUCUACCAGUAUUUCCAGGAUGCUCAAGUCCUCUUGGAUACACACCAGCAAAACCUCAUUCAUCAGGAGAAUGACCUGUAUAGUAAAUUGAAUGAAUGUCGGAACAAGCACGAAGGUCUGAACAAGUUAAGGGAAUCACACUUGGAUAUGUCUAUGGACAAGCUGAGGAUUCAAAGCACCGAUGAAAAACUGAAGCUCCAGCUAGAAAAGGUUUAUGCUGCCUUGGAUUUCAUCCGAGCUGGGUAUGAGCUCUUCCACCAAGACCUCAUGGCCAGAGUAGUAGCUUACCCAGACCACGUUUUGCAGGAGCUGAUUUCCUACAGUACCUCCCUUAGUCGGUAUUUUCGUGUGAAGCAGAUCUACAAAGGGAAGCCAAUAAGGAAGGAACCAACACCUGAAGAAGAAGAAAUGGCCGAGAGCUACGAAGAAUCUGAAGACAUGGAGGAGACCCUGGAGGACAGCCUGGAGCAUGCUGCUGAAGAAGUGCUGGAGGAGGAACAUAUUCCUGAAGAGGCCAUGAAGGAGGACGCGGCCGAUGUAGAAGAACUUCAGCAGGCAGAGAAAGCGGGGGAUACGGAGGGCUCUGCUCAGGGAAGCGAUGUCCUCGGCGUCCUCGGAGACGGGACGAGUUUAGUGCUUGGAAGUGAUGAUCCAGACGGAUCCCUGGAAGGGAGCAGUAUUGUGCAGGAGGCUGGAGAUGUCCAGGGGAGAGAAGACAUUCUGGGAUCGGAAACGGUGAGGUUGCCUGACACGCCCUCAGAGCCAACUGAAGAGGCUACGGAGUUCUUCACUACUUCAGGUGGGAGCACUUACAAGGUGUUGGAAAACUCCAGCAAACUGAAGAUCAAGAAAUCUGAGAAAUAUUAUGCCGGGAAACUCAAUGAAAACUUCCUCCCUCCGUACCUGGAGCAGGUGUACCUCUCCCAAAGCUUUUUUGCAGACCUGAGAAGACGGAUCCGCCUGCAGUUCUUUGAGCACUUGGAGAACUGGUUUCCUCAAUCCGUGUCCAAAUCCUGGCUCAUUCUGGCGGCCAGGAAGGAGGAGCUGAACGCCGAACUGCAGCUACGCCUUCACCUGCACGAGCCCAGGCGCGAGCACAUCGAGAAGGACAUCUACCACGUCAGGAUAGCGGAACUGCGGCUGCACAGCGACCGGUUGACACGCCACUGUGCGGGCAUGCUGCAGGCCCUGAACAGCGAGCGAGCCUCUUUCUUCACGCUUCGGGAUGACCAGAAUGCCAUCAGCAAGAACUUCCGGCUCCGGAUCCAAGACAUGGAGAAUGUCUUCCUGACGGAGAGCAGAGCGGAAAAAUUGCUGUCUCUCAGCAACAAUCUCCACACGGAGCUGAUCAACCACGUGGAGAUAAUGCAGGUGUCCCUGCGGAGCUUCAGGCAGUACUUGGAAGAGGCUCUAGGGAAACUGCGGGAUGCAAACACCGACUUCCUUAAAGCAUGCAGAUUAUUCUCAGAGGGAGGUAACUUUUCCACAGAGGAAAUAGAGCACUUCAUCAAGCGUCUGGAUAAGGAGAACGGGCGCAUCGACUUUGUGGAAGGGUUGAUCAUGAUUGACAUGGAGAAGCUGGAGUCUAGUUACUUAGACCAGGCCACAGAGGUCAUCAACAAGUUCGAAAACAGAUUCCGUUACCUGGCUUUGGAUCGACUCUUUAUGGAUAAAAUCCAGCAAUUUUUGACAAGCAUUCAAGUGAAAAUCAAAACAGAGGUGGCCAAAUCCAAUUUGCAAACCCAGAUGCUGAACUCCCACCUGGACAAGCUCGUCAGCAGAAUUGAUGCCUGCACACAUCCCAAUGUGGAUAAAGAACCCAUCACCUCCGAAGAGCUCUAUGAGUGUGCCACGUUUGUGAUGGAAGAAAUGAAGAAGAGAAGCCUGUAUCUCAACUGCCUGCUAGGACCGGACACCAUCUUCUCUCUGGCAGACAAAAUUGACCCAGCCACACAGAGCUCUGCUGCAACCUCGAUGCUGACCGACAGUUUGCUGCAGGAGUACAGAACAGUCGUGAUGGGCAUCGAAAGCACGCCACUCUUGAAUGCAAGCAAGAUGGGGAAGCCAGCCUUCGACGACCCGGCAAUCAGUGUCAUCAAGCAGCUGAUUGGACUCCAUCGCUCCCGAAAAGCUCUAGACCAGCUGUCCGAGAAGCAAGAAGGAGCAGGAGGAGGAGCAGAAGGGCCCUGCCCAGCCCCUCCCAUCCCGACAAUCUCCAUCGGAAGCCCCUACAGUGACAGAGUCCAGGGCCAUGGCGGUCACACCCCCACUACUGUGAAGAAGUCCAGCUCCAAAGGGACGGACGGAAGCACCGUCUCCGUGAAAUACACCAAAGCAACUCGAGCGGACAAGAAAACGCAGAUUUUUGGAGAAAGGCUAAAAGAUUCAGACUCUGGCAACUUUAGAGCUACAAUCUUCAACAUGGUGUGGGACAACUUCGACGUUAUGCUUAAUAUUGCUGAGGAUUUCUACAAAAAAGAUAAGCAUCAAAUCACUAGACCUGAAUUUCUGCAAGAAACCUACGACCAGUGCGUGGAAGUCAUAGGCCAGAAACUUCUGCUAUAUCUGGGACAGACAGAUGAAUACCACACUGCCUGCAUUUCCGAGUUCUGGAAUCAGCUGAAGAGAUUUGAAGGGCUGCUCCCGGAAGUCACCAAGCUGACAAUUGCCAAGCGCCUCCGGGAUUUCGAGCAACUCUUCGCCAGCUCCAUGGGACAGAUCCGGCGCAAUUUUCAGGAACAACUGCAGAAGUGGGACGCUGCAAAGGAGGAGAACAAGAACAAGCUGCUCCCGAGCCUGGGACACCCUGACAACUUGCCUCAGCUGGAGGCUUUGUGUCAAGAGGAGGAGGAAAGGCAGCGAGAUCAAGUCGAGGGGAUCUACUACUGCACCCAGAAGCUGCAGAACUGUGCCGUUGAGUGUGCCCAGAAGUUCAUCUCAGCGCUGGCUUCUCGCACCGAAAAGAUCCUCAUGGAGCUGGACAACUGCCUCACUGCUGAUGAUGUGCAGCUGAGAAAAAUCGAGACCCCCAGGGAGAAGACCAGCACUCUGAUCCGCCGCAAAAGAGCCGGGCUUUCCUUAGAACUGGAAGAAAGCAAGCUGAUGGCCGAACGAGGAAGCAGGACCUGGCCUGGAAUCCCAAGAACCACACUGCAGGGCUUCUUGAACCAGAUCAUCUGCCGCGAAACGGCUUCCAUGACGACCAGCAAAACCACCCUCGGCCACCUGGCUGCCGUGAGAGAGCGAGACGCUGUUUAUGUGAAAUUCAAGCAAACCCUUGAAGUGGAGUUUGCCCGCAUUAAGGAGGAGAACAAGGUCCAUCUGAUGAAGGCCGAGCACUGGGCAGACUGGUGGACCAAGUCCGUGCAGAAGAUCAAGGAGCUGUACAUGUGAAUCCGUCGCACGUUUCAUUCAAGUCUUGGUAGCUGCUUAUUUUUACCUGGAGGAAAAGAAAUAUUAUAUUUAGGAAUAAAAUUGUGAUAUUUUUAA